Elephantulus edwardii (Cape elephant shrew) is the source of this 1572-nucleotide messenger RNA. RefSeq names its product actin-related protein 10 homolog (S. cerevisiae) (gene ACTR10). Gene Ontology annotation, biological process: retrograde axonal transport of mitochondrion. The transcript has 13 exons. The coding region runs from base 84 to 1337 and encodes 417 amino acids. NCBI's taxonomy places the organism in Eukaryota, Metazoa, Chordata, Mammalia, Macroscelidea, Macroscelididae. The record is from RefSeq and is a predicted model, not a curated record.
GUCCCCGCCCCCGAGAGCGGAGGCUGGUGGGCCUCCGGGUUUGUGCUCGACUUGUCAUCCUCGUCCCCCUCCUCCUUACCGUCAUGCCGCUGUACGAGGGCCUGGGGAGCGGCGGGGAGAAAACAGCCGUCGUGAUAGACCUGGGAGAGGCCUUUACCAAGUGUGGAUUUGCUGGAGAAACUGGUCCAAGAUGUAUAGUUCCUAGUGUGAUAAAAAGAACAGGCUUGCCUAAGCCUGUUAAAGUUGUCCAGUAUAAUAUCAACACAGAAGAAUUAUAUUCCUACCUGAAAGAAUUCAUCCACAUACUGUAUUUCAGGCAUCUGUUGGUUAAUCCUAGAGACCGCCGAGUUGUGGUUAUCGAGUCGGUAUUAUGUCCCUCCCACUUCAGAGAGACGCUUGCUCGAGUUCUUUUCAAAUAUUUUGAGGUACCAUCUGUCUUAUUUGCUCCAAGUCAUCUAAUGGCUCUUCUGACUCUUGGGAUUAAUUCUGCCAUGGUCCUGGAUUGUGGAUAUAGGGAAAGCCUGGUGUUACCUAUAUAUGAAGGAAUCCCAGUAUUGAAUUGUUGGGGAGCACUUCCCCUUGGAGGAAAAGCUCUUCACAAAGAGUUAGAAGCUCAACUCUUGGAACAAUGUACUGUUGAUACAAGUGCUAUUAAAGAACAGAGCCUUCCUUCAGUGAUGGGUUCAAUUCCAGAAGGUGUCUUAGAGGACAUUAAAGUUCGUACUUGUUUUGUGAGUGAUCUGAAGCGUGGACUAAAUAUCCAAGCAGCAAAAUUUAACAUUGAUGGGAAAGCUGAGCGUCCUACACCACCCCCAAAUGUUGACUACCCAUUAGAUGGAGAGAAGAUUUUACAUGUCCUUGGAUCAAUCAGAGAUUCUGUUGUAGAAAUUCUUUUUGAACAAGAUAAUGAAGAAAAGUCAGUUGCCACAUUAAUAUUGGAUUCACUUAUGCAGUGCCCAAUAGAUACCAGAAAACAGCUAGCAGAGAAUUUGGUAAUUAUAGGUGGCACAUCUAUGUUGCCAGGAUUUCUUCACAGAUUACUUGCAGAAAUAAGGUAUUUGGUAGAAAAACCAAAAUACAAAAAAACACUUGGCACGAAGACAUUCCGGAUUCAUACUCCACCUGCAAAAGCUAAUUGUGUGGCCUGGUUAGGAGGAGCUAUUUUUGGAGCACUACAAGACAUACUUGGGAGCCGUUCAGUCUCAAAAGAAUAUUAUAACCAGACAGGUCGUAUACCAGAUUGGUGUUCUCUAAAUAAUCCACCUUUGGAAAUGAUGUUUGAUGUUGGGAAAGCUCAGCCACCUUUGAUGAAGAGAGCAUUUUCCACUGAGAAAUAAAAAUUUGUUUAAAAUUCAACUUCGUUUAAUUUCAAGUAUUUAAUCCAUUAUUAGCAAAUUACAUCAACUCUGUCCAAUGUUUUGUUAUAAGAAAUUUAGUGAAAAUGGAAACAUUUUUGUAUUUAUUUCUGCAUUAAUAUUUAACUCUUUACUUUCUCUUGUGUAUUGUAAAAUGGAAGCUGAUGCUUAUGAGAUUUGUUUGUUUACAUUAAUAAAAUAUAAUAAAGUAGUUUAA